AUGGACCGGCUCGCCGCGCUCUCCAGGGCUUUCUCGUGCGUAGUACAUAAUACUUCGUACUCGUACGCGCAAUGCCGUUUUGCAUCUUGCACGCCCCGCGGCCGCGGUCGUCGGGAGGAUUGCCCCGUGCCAUGCGCAACGAUCGGACCAACUCACGCCCUCAUCCAUCGGACGCGAGAGUCGCAUAUCCGCCUGCCGGACAGGGUUGUUACUCGUGCAGACACGCCCCCCUCUCUUUUCUCGUCCCUCCAAUGUGAACCACGUCGUCGUAAUGUACAGCAAGUGCCCAUGUAG
Molecule: messenger RNA, 294 nt
Organism: Purpureocillium lilacinum
Lineage: Eukaryota; Fungi; Ascomycota; Sordariomycetes; Hypocreales; Ophiocordycipitaceae
Source: RefSeq, a predicted model, not a curated record